UACAGCAAAACAAUAUCACUGAUGCGUGAUUAUUCGAGCGUUUAUCAUAAACUCGCGAAAACAGAAACCCCGCCAAAUUAUUUGCCUAGACAAAUUAGGUAUCUCCGGUAUCGAUCCUUUCUUUCGUCGUCUCAGUUUAUGAAUUUGCACUUUUGGCUUCCAAAUAUAAAGGCAAAAGCUGCAGCAGCAAGUCCAAAGUAUUUUAUUUUUUGUCUGAAAAGUGACGAUAGCAGGGAGGCAAUCCGGUGUAAAUUUUCCACGAUUCUAUUAGAAAAGCUGAGUUGUAUGACGAGUUUCUCCAAUCCAGCUGCAGUAGUAUAAAACCGGCAUACAUCCCGCUGAAGGGACUUCAUUCAUCUAACGACACUCGCUCAACGUCUUUUCAUCAUCUCGAAUACCAACACCCCAAACAGCAUGGACGGACAACCAAUUACCGGUGGAGUGCAUCCGACGGAGAAUCUGAACGCCGAGCACCACGACUUCAUCAAGGCUGCCCUGAACGAAACGGGAACGCAUGCCGGGCGGAAGUACAAGGUUUUGCGGUCCAGCCAGCAGGUGGUGGCCGGAAUGAAGUACACGUUCUACAUCGUGUUUGAGGAUGACGAAUCCGGCCAGGAGUACAAGAUUACCGCCUGGAGCCGGCCGUGGCUGCAGGACAAGGGCGAAGCGCUGAAGCUGACCUUCGAUAAGCACGAGCCCAAGUGAAGUGAAGUGAAGUGCGAUAAUCUCUCUGUUUCGUUUAAUGUGAAUGUCAAUCGGAUAAAGUGAAUUAUAUUUGUAAUGUUUCGAUAAUAAAAUGACUGAAAUGAUA
This is a messenger RNA of Aedes aegypti (yellow fever mosquito), 811 nucleotides long. Its product is annotated as cysteine proteinase inhibitor 1. The coding region runs from base 415 to 705 and encodes 96 amino acids. NCBI's taxonomy places the organism in Eukaryota, Metazoa, Arthropoda, Insecta, Diptera, Culicidae. The transcript has 3 exons. The record is from RefSeq and is a predicted model, not a curated record. Gene Ontology annotation, molecular function: cysteine-type endopeptidase inhibitor activity.